This is a messenger RNA of Coffea eugenioides, 618 nucleotides long. Its product is annotated as glycine-rich cell wall structural protein-like. Bases 1 to 618 code for a protein of 205 amino acids. The transcript has 3 exons. The record is from RefSeq and is a predicted model, not a curated record. Lineage: Eukaryota; Viridiplantae; Streptophyta; Magnoliopsida; Gentianales; Rubiaceae.
AUGGAAGUGGUUUUGGGUGGUGGGAGAGGUGUUGGAGAUGAAGCACGUGUUGGCUUAGAUGGAGGUUGUGGAAUAGGUGGCGGUGUAUAUGGAGGUAUGUUAGGUCUGGGUGGUAUCGGUGAUAGUGGAGGUCGGAUCUCUGCACUUGUCAAAGUAGAGGUCAGGUGGCUGCAUUUGAAGGUCAGAUCGGCUUCAUGGGAGAGAAGGGGAGCUGGAGCUCGAGCUGGAGGUGUCGGUCGAGGAGUUGGUAAGGGUGGAAGAUUUAAAAGAAGGGAUGGUGGUGAUGGAGGUGAUGCUGGCGGUGACUUUGGAGGUGGAGCAGGAGGUGACCUUAGAGAUGGUGGUACUGGUGGAGUCUUAGAUGGCGGUGGCGUUGUCUGUUGCUGGAGCAGAUCCGCCACCACCGAGCUGGAGCUGGAGCUGGGUCCAUUGCUGGGUUCCUAUGUAGCUGGAGCUGGAGGUGUUGGUGGUGGCAUAGGACGCGCUAUUUCCAUCAGCAAGCAGAGCUCAUCAGCCCAGCUCGGUCCGGGAAAGAUCCGUGCUUCUUCAGUUGGCGCCGUCUGUGGGAACUCGAAGAAAGGUACAAGUAGUUGUGUUGAUGGCGAGAACACGUUCUAA